GCCGCUACCAAGCCGUUGGCAGACCUGGCGCGACGACGACCUUAGUUUUUCUUCUUUGGUCUCGUACCAACAAACAUGACGAAAGGUACUUCCAGCUUUGGUAAGCGCCGCAAUAAGACACAUACCUUGUGUCGCAGGUGCGGCAGGUCUUCCUACCACAUCCAAAAGUCAACAUGCUCCCAAUGCGGAUACCCAGCUGCUAAGAUGCGUUCUUACAACUGGUCGAUCAAGGCUAAGAGGAGGAAGACCACCGGAACCGGCCGUCUGCGUCAUCUUAAGCGCGUCCAGAGACGUUUCCGCAACGGAUUCCGUGAGGGUACCAAACCUACCCCAGUUCAGCGCAAGACCACAACAUAAUUGUUAAAAAAAUUAUUUGUACACACAAUAAAAAAAAGUUCAUUAUAAAGACAA
Messenger RNA from Nicrophorus vespilloides, 411 nucleotides. It is a transcript of the gene RpL37a, whose product is annotated as probable 60S ribosomal protein L37-A. The transcript has 3 exons. Gene Ontology annotation, cellular component: ribosome; cytosolic large ribosomal subunit. The record is from RefSeq and is a predicted model, not a curated record. Gene Ontology annotation, molecular function: RNA binding; structural constituent of ribosome. The coding region runs from base 76 to 357 and encodes 93 amino acids. Gene Ontology annotation, biological process: translation. NCBI's taxonomy places the organism in Eukaryota, Metazoa, Arthropoda, Insecta, Coleoptera, Silphidae.